CUGAACCCCCAAAUCUUCACCGUUAAUGCACAGCUCGACUGUAAGCAAAUUUUUUUGUUGUGCCACCAGACGCAGCUGAUCGAACUAUUUCGAUGAGACAUUACAAAACGUAGGGUUGACUUUCUGGGAUAACUCUACCAUUACCAACAUUCAUAAAAUCCCGUCGGGUCCUAACGGCGGAAUUGUCUAGCUCGGUGCUCGCUAUUAAAAAAGUCUAGUGACACUAGUCGACAAUAGAUCGCUCUGCCGGUACUUAUAAGUUAGUUCUUGGUUCGACCGCUCGUUUUUCCGGGGCGCUGCAUUCUUUCCUAACGAGAGCCGGUCGCCUACGUCUCUUGCGUCUGAACGUAUUUGGGUUAACGUAUGGAGGAAUGUUUCUGCUCUGACAGCUAAUUCCGUACGAGACGUAUGUACCUACCUAUUCUUAAAGCUGGUACAAAGAGUAUCAACCGUACAAAGUGUACUGUGUAUAUGCAUCUGCCAUAUAAAAUAUCCACGACAGUGUAUACGAAUACACUAACCUCAGUUUACGUGUCCUGACAAUCAGUACGCAAAUUCAACCGGACUCUGUGUACAUAUCCUACGACCGUCUAUAUUCGCAACUCGCAUUUGCCUCGCGACGCGUGGCAAAGUGCGCUGGAGAUUUCUAGAUAGGAUCGAAGCCUCACGCGAGCCAACUUCCUUUUCCUAUGGUGUACGUAUACAUAGUGUGUAUUCAGGUACGUAGCUAUAUCCUUAUUCUGGAUUAUUAUAGUGGUACGCCUGUCUAUAUUGUAUCUUAUAUUGUAGGUAUAAUACAUAACGUUGCUCCAACUGGCCGCUUCUUCUCUCUCGCUCCUCUGGAGUCUCGAUUCAGGAAGUCACUGUCGAUACCGGGCAGCACGACGUCUCGAUCUAUCACGCCCAACAGCUUUCAAUCGGUUUUCGACUUGACAAGUUUUUGCCCUGUUGACCCGCGCCACCAUUAAUUCCAAUACCCAACCGAUCGGAUGAUAACCUGGCUCCCGUAAGACAUCCGUAACAACACCGGAUCCAUAUUAGGACCUGGAUACAGUUAAGCCGGAAUAUUCGGAAUCCUUGAAAUCGACACGCCACGUGCACGACAGGACAUCAACAUUGAUUUUAAUAACGCAAUCUAGUUUUGCACGUGGUACUAGGUACUGAAAAAUUUCGUAGAAAGAAUCUACGACGAAGAUUGACCAGCAAUUUUCGAAACUUCCAAUACAACGCUGCCUGGUCCAACUGAGAAUAGACCUUCCUGCUGCUGACCAUCGGCAAUAUAUUUCCAAGAAGCAUCCAUUUGGUAGCCAUUAAAAUGCUCUAUACUCGAAGAAGAAGAGGUAUAUAGAAAAAGUGGAUUCACACCUUUCUGCUUAAUUCUGAGCUCCAUAUAAACGGCACAUGCUAUCUGUACAAGAACAGUAACAGAGCUACCAACCUUACGACUGUAUCACAGUAUGAUACAGAGAGUGAGUUUGAUAAAAAUAGCCUGAAUUAUAAUAAAAUAGUAAACACCUAUGAUGCCAGAGCGAAUAAUAAUAAUAAAUGAUGAGGAUGCUGCCAGCUCCCAAGAGUAACAUAAGAGAAGGUCAACCCAAGUGGGCGAAUCGGUAUAGAUACUCGUGUAUUCAAUGGUAUCCCGAGUACCAUAAGCAUAGCGAGACUCGAUAAAGAAGGUAGACGGUUACGGAGGUAAGGGAACAAGCUGAGACAGACAAGGAGAGAAUGACGUUGUGAAGAUGUAAAAGAGUAACAGGUAUAGAUCGUACGUACGUACAGUCGUACGAGGAUGCUGGGGAUAUUGGGAGAGAGUGGGAGGGGUAUCCAGGAAAAGAGAGGAGACGCAUUAACAUGAGACACGGGUGGUGGCGGCGGCGGCGGCGGCGGCGGUGUCGAAGAUGGCGAUGGUAGUGGUACCCAGGGUCCAAGGUAGAGGCAGUAGAGGUAGACCUGAAAGAUGCUGGAGGUGGUUGGAAAGGUGGUGGUGGUCAGCAGACAGCGUAGCAGUCACAGCACUUGCUCUUAGCAGGGAGUUUUGCCCCUUCCUGCCGCGGGCGGCGCCAUACGGCUCCUUUCCUCUUUUCGCCUCUAGGCCAUUCUCGAGGGGCGCGCGCGUCAAGGCGGUAUCUAUCUUGACUGUCUGAAUAUAACGCGAGCCAAUACGCGUGCGCGUGAACGGACUUUUCCCGGGACUUUUCCGAAACGUCGACACGUGACCGGGCGACCACGUGAGUUCCGGACAGGUGCGCACGGAGUCGAUAAGAGUUUAACGAGAAGUUUCAAAAGUGACGCUGUCAACGAAAUCCGUACGGUACUACUGUUUACAAUCAUCCGCGGUCCAGGCGACACGAAAACUGGACGAUCGUUAUGGAGUAACCGAGGUGCCGAAUUUCCCCCAGGAAGUGCUGAAACGGCUUCACGGCCUGAGGAUACUCGAGGAUAUGGACCUGGUGAAAACUGAAGUAUCGACUGGUUUUCCGUAUCGUCCCGUAGGACGACGUCCGGUCGUAGGGUGUCGUCGUUGACGUCUGACAGUCGGAACACGGCGGAACGAGGACGAGGUUGGUAGUCCUGACCAGGAAUCGUCCUGGAUACGUUACCAGCUCUAGGUGCCGGUACUGGAGGAUCAGGUCCGAGAUAAAUGCCACGUUCGUCUCUGCGUGAAGUCUGACAGGAUUUAGUAACGUUGAUUUCGCAACGUGCCAGGUACAUUUAUCGCACGGAGGAGGUCUAACCUUUUGCUUCCUCAAGGUCCUGCCAUUAAUAACGUUUCAAUUAUUAAUUGCGCGACCUUUGACACGCGUUUACCUGGAACUGGAGGUCGAGACCUUUCGAGAGACGAUCCAGGUGCUCGCCGUCUUAUCCAGAGUGAAGUUUCCGUAGUUCCUGAGAGAACGGACGCGUCGCGACGUCGAAGGCACAGUAACGAGGAUCAAGAAUUGAGUACUGGUCCAGAACCGGGGACGAUUGCGGGCGUCGAUGCGGCGUCGAAUCCGACCGGUGAAAUCAGCUUGGGUCCGACAUUGAGAACGGUAGCCAGCUAACCCACCGACGGACCACGUGACUUCUGGACCGACCAGUGAGACAGGUUUGCGUCUGGUCGCCCUGCGUCGCCCCCGCUUCGGCUCUCUUCGGCUCUCUUCGCUCCCGUCUCGAGUCCUUCCGAUCUGUCUCCCUACCUCUGAUCUCGCUACGCGCCUCUCCUUCCCGCGAUUCAACCACUUUGCCUGGCCUCACCUCGCUUCGGACACGCUCCACGAGCCGUUGGCACUGCUGAUCGUUCACCUCCCAUGAGAAGCGCCAUGAAAAGGCCAGGACGCCUACGUAGAACGGCAGGAGUCCCUGACGGAGGAAGUGCGUCACGUUGUCAACAUGCCUGGUGAUUUCAAUGCUAGAGAGAGACCUGCGCCUUUGGUACCAACCUCAUCCUCAGAAAUAAACUGAAGUCCAGGCGAAUCCCGAAAACUGAUCGGCGAACAGGAUAAACUCGAGGACGUGUCUCGAGGUCGUCGAGCGUCAGCUGGGCGCGAUGUCGGUGCUCGAGGGCGCCGAGACGGACAGGACCACGAUGUCGCCGCUGGACGAGGUCGCGUCCCCGACUAGCGUAGAAUCCGAACUCAUGGUCACCGAUAUGCUGGAGGAGCACGAGUCCCGGUUAAAUGACCCGAGGGACGGAAAGAGGAAGAGGAACACGGACGGGGACGAGCUCAGUCCCAGGAAGCUGCCUUCUCUCUCGAGCAAUAAUAACGACGUAGGAUUCGUAUUGGAUGACAAUGCCGAUGACGGUAUGCAGGAGGAUGGUGAAGAUGACCGACUCACGGGUCACGGGGGCAUAUCUUCGCUGGGUGGCGGAAACUCCUCGCCCUAUUCCGGUGCCCAUCAUCAUGGCCAUCGAGGAAACGGCAACGGCGGCGGUAUGCCGCAUCACGGCGGCGCGUCACUUCCGACCGCCUCCGACUUUCAGCCACCUUACUUUCCGCCGCCCUUUCCGUCCCAUCAUCACGCACCGGCCAGUCCACAGCAUCCCGGACUUGGGCAGCCCCAGCAUCUGGAUUACCUGGUGAGCGAUCCCUACGCGCAGACCCUCAACACUCUUCAUCAGCAUCAUUACAAUCAGCUGAGCGCGGCGGUCACUGCGGGACAGAGAAGCGGAGACCUCAGAAGAGAUGCGGAAGGCCUUCACGUGACGAACAUGCACGCGUCGUUUCCAUACGACGGCGGCCGCAGCAGCGGGGGCGGGGGUGGGGGCGGCGGCGGCGGAGGUCGCGGCGUCGAGUACGGCGCCGUCCGGCGUCCCGACGCUCUUCUACCACCUCCCGGUCUCGACCAAACCGAUUUAGUCCUGCACACAAGUCUCGUCGACGACCCCCAGGUGAGCGACGAUAACACAAACGUGGACGACGGAGGAUUCAUGAAUGAUCUGCCUCUUCUGAAAAAUAUGAAACCGUCCGAUAGGGGCGACAAGGCUAUGUUGUCCGGAAGUGCGGAACCGUUGGAUGUGUUUUGUUCGGUGCCAGGAAGGUUAUCGUUAUUAAGCAGCACCAGCAAGUACAAAGUGACGGUGGCUGAGGUCCAGAGACGACUCUCGCCGCCAGAAUGCCUGAACGCGAGUCUACUUGGCGGAGUACUCAGGAGAGCAAAGUCCAAAAACGGUGGACGUCUGCUCAGAGAGAAGCUCGAAAAGAUUGGACUCAACCUACCGGCAGGCAGAAGGAAGGCUGCCAACGUAACUCUAUUAACCUCCUUGGUGGAAGGGGAGGCCAUUCACCUUGCAAGAGACUUUGGCUACGUCUGCGAGACGGAAUUCCCGGCGAAGCAGGUCGCCGAAUAUCUCAGUCGGCAGCACUGCGAGCCACAGGACACCUACAGGCGAAAAGAACUCCUUCAUGCCACCAAACAAAUCACCAAAGAGUUGAUGGAUCUUUUGAACCAAGACAGAUCGCCAUUGUGCAACACACGACCGCAUCACAUCCUCGAUCCAAACAUACAGAGACAUCUGACGCAUUUUUCUCUAAUAUCCCACGGUUUCGGGAGUCCUGCGAUCGUCGCCGCUCUGACGGCAAUACAGAAGUUCCUAAGCGAAUCCCUGAAUCAUCUGGAGAAGAUUUAUCCCGGGAACGGAAGUGGCGUGACCAGCAGUCAACAAUCAAAUCUUGACACGAACAAGAACAAGGAUGGAUCCUUAAUGAGCGACAUGAAAAAGUGACGCCCAGAGGACCCGCCCACCUCUAACGUGGUCACGUCUAUCAGACACUCCUGGCCUUGCAAUUGACUUUUCGUCGUAGAAUUUCACUACGAAAAGUAUUCAUGCCGGACCACUAUGUUUACGUAUUUCUGUUGCUAAGAGGUUGGCUGGUCGGAUGUUGGAUAAUACUUAUUGAGGAAGAAAAAAACUAUAAUGGUGUCAUCGUACCCGUGUUCUGCGGAAUCCGUCUUUGUUCGCUGCACUUCGAGCAAGAGAAGGUACAAGAAGAAAAAGAAGAAGAAGAAGAAGAACAAGUGACGAGAGACAUUUAUAAACACGGUGUUGUCCCCCCUGCGUCCUUUACCUAUCUGAUCGUGCUCACAAGAAUGAUCGAUCAAUAAUUAAUCGUCUCAAUUGAAAAUCCUAUCGAUUCCUUGAGAAUUAUUAAACGUACUAGUGGCGCCCCUCGCGCUCUUGCGGAAUUUACAAAACCGCGAUUUAACGAAUCCGACGAUUCCGUAGUUAUACAUACCAAUAGUUAUGUAUACAUUAUUGGGGCACGUUUGUCACGAUUCGCACAUCGCGUGCCGAUGCUCACAAUAAUCGGUACGAGUAUAUUGAUCGCAAUAACACAUAAUCCGCUCGGCUGGAAUCGUUCAAACUGCGCGUACAUAUCCUCCGCCCCUUCCAUAAUUGUACAAAAUGCGUUCCUCAACGUUCUCCGUUACUUUUCCUCUUUUCUAUCUUUUUGUUUUAUUAUUUUAUUAUUAUUAUUUUAGUACUUUUUUACUUGUGGGCUGGGUAGUGGUGCCAC
Messenger RNA from Cephus cinctus (wheat stem sawfly), 5999 nucleotides. It is a transcript of the gene TfAP-2, whose product is annotated as transcription factor AP-2-epsilon. The transcript has 11 exons. Bases 3530 to 5206 code for a protein of 558 amino acids. Lineage: Eukaryota; Metazoa; Arthropoda; Insecta; Hymenoptera; Cephidae. The record is from RefSeq and is a predicted model, not a curated record. Gene Ontology annotation, biological process: regulation of transcription by RNA polymerase II; anatomical structure development; regulation of cell population proliferation. Gene Ontology annotation, molecular function: RNA polymerase II transcription regulatory region sequence-specific DNA binding; DNA-binding transcription factor activity, RNA polymerase II-specific. Gene Ontology annotation, cellular component: nucleus.